AUGGAGCCAACUCUUCCAUAUUCUCAAAUAAGGAUCGCUUGCUCAGAAGGCCCACCCCCUACCGAUAGCCCAGAAUUCAGUCCGUUGACCUAUUAUUAUGAUAUCGUCAUUGAUGAGUCUACAGUAACCCUACCAGAAUUAAACCCCGAACACCGUUUCUAUCAAGCGUUGUAUAUCACUGGAAACCUAAAGAUUACGCCAAGAGAGUUGACGUUAUUUUUCAAGAAUCUCGACUUCUUCACACAUGGAGUCAGAAUUCAUAACACCAACCUGGAGUCGUUAUCUUUUCUGCGCCUAUUCAAUGCCGAUCCGUUAGACGAUUCUCCGUAUUCCAUUGAAAUCACGAAUAAUUCAAAACUCACAUCUAUUGGAAUCGAUUUCGACUACUGUAGCAUGUGUUUGGGGAGUAUUCUAAUCGACCAAAAUCCAAAACUGGACCUUAGAAAUGAAUGUGAUGGAAUCAUGGCUAGAUAUAAAAAUAAUCGAAUGAUAACUAAUAAUCUUUAUGAUUGUGGGUGUACGGUUAAAGGGAAUUUCAACCAGUUCAUAUCGACAUUAUCUCCAAAAUGUUGGAUGUUAGUCGGAAAUAUUACCGUUGACCAAAACUCGGAUUAUGAUUUGUUGCAAAAAAAGCUAGAUAACAUCACUAGAAUCAACGGAGGCAUUUCUGUAAUCAACACCAAUUUUGUGGAUCUAUCAUUUUUCCGAUCCAUCCAAACAAUUGACGCGGAUUCUUCUUACAAAGCCUCAUAUAUUUCUGAAAUCCUUAUUCAAAAUAACAAGAAUCUCACUAGUCUGAAAUUCCAAGCCAAACAAAAUGGAUUGAGUAUCACCAUUCGUGACAAUCCCAAGCUCUGCGUAGCUCCACAAGAGCUCGAUGCUCUAUUUUAUGGUGAAGACACUCAGAGAGGUGAUCUGGAUGUUGAUGUAUGUUUCGAUGAGCAAUCUCCUAGCUACUGGUGUCAAGUGUCGGAACUUGGGUAUUUUAGUAACAUAUCAGAUGGAUGUGUGAUCCUUGUGGGACACCUACUACUUGAUAAAAACUUUGACUUUGAUAACUCUUACAAAUUAUUCGCUGUUCAAACCAUUUAUGGAAGUUUAACAAUCACCAACACUUCACUCCGCACCUUCAGCAUUUUUCCUCAUUUUGGCACAAUCAGAUCCAUCAAUCCCAGCAAACCUCCACUCUAUGUGUCCCAUAAUAAUAAGCUUCAAGAUUUGUAUACAGUUUGGAGGAAGGUGGAAAGUGAUCAAGCGGUGAUAAUUGAGAAUAACACUAAUCUGAUAACAAGUGAUAACUACAAAGCUCAAAUCUAUGACAAAACACCUCUAAACAUCGACGUCUUCUAUGGAUUGCCGUCGUAUUUGGAUGUGUCGCAUGGAUCGAAUCCAGAUGAUUCUGGACUGCAGAACAACCCAUGGGAUCGGAACUCUACUGAUGAAGAUUACGAGACACCUGAGACAUCUACAGAAAAUGGGGAUCCAGGAAUUUUUAGUUUCCGUGUCCUGUUUCUUUUAGCCGUUUUUAAACUUUUGUGA
Molecule: messenger RNA, 1539 nt
Organism: Caenorhabditis briggsae
Lineage: Eukaryota; Metazoa; Nematoda; Chromadorea; Rhabditida; Rhabditidae
Exons: 5
Coding region: 1-1539 (512 amino acids)
Source: RefSeq, a predicted model, not a curated record